AGCCGCCUUGCGCUUGCCCUCUCUGCGACGACUGGGUGCGCCGCCGCCGCCGCUGUCCUACGUCAGGUGUCGAAGCCUUCGCCGGCGAAGAGCGCUCACCAGAUUAUCCAUCUACUAGAUUCACCCCUGGUGGAGGAGGAGAAGAAGGUAAGCGAAGAUGCUACGGCGGAACAUACGUCAGCGUCGGGAGUACCUGUACUCCAAGAGCCUCGAGGGCCCCCAGCGGGCGCUGUUCGAGAAGAAGCGCCGGAUCCGGGCGGCGCUCGAGGAGGGCAAGCCCAUCCCCACCGAGCUCCGCAACGAGGAGCACGACCUGCGGAGGCAGAUCGACCUCGAGGACCAGGAGCGUCAAGUUCCCAAGAGCAUCGUUGACAACGAGUACGCUACUGCCACCAUUCGGGAGCCCAAGAUACUAUUGACCACUUCUCGCAAUCCUAGCGCGCCCCUAACUCAGUUUGUUAAGGAGCUCAAGGUUGUCUUCCCAAACUCACAAAGAAUGAACCGUGGUGGACAGGUCAUAUCAGAAAUUGUGGAGGCCUGCCGCUCACAUGAUAUAACAGAUCUUAUUCUGGUCCAUGAACACCGUGGUCAACCUGAUGGUUUGAUUGUCUCCCAUCUACCACAUGGUCCAACUGCAUACUUUGGGUUGCUCAAUGUGGUGACACGUCAUGAUAUCAAGGACAGGAAGACGAUGGGCAAAAUGUCAGAAGCUUACCCCCAUUUAAUACUGGACAACUUCUCAACCCAGAUUGGCGAAAGGACUGCAACUAUUCUGAAGCACCUCUUUCCUGUCCCAAAGCCAGAUUCAAAGCGAAUAAUUACAUUUGCUAACAGAGACGAUUACAUCUCUUUCAGGCAUCAUGUAUAUGAAAAACCAGGUGGCCCCAAAUCGAUUGACCUGAAGGAGGUCGGCCCCCGGUUCGAGUUGCGGCUGUACCAGAUCAAACUAGGAACCGUGGAACAAAAGGAAGCGCAGAGCGAGUUUGUGCUGCGGCCCUACAUCAAUACUGCCAAGAAGCAAAAGACGCUUGGAGCGUGAGCUACACUGCAGUACAGAACUUAAUUUUUUUUUGGUCUUCAUCGUUUAUGCUGUAGUAGCAACAUUCACAGGGUGAUUAGAUCAAUAUCUGUCAAUCUAAUAGAAGCCGCAAUGUACCCCUGACUCGAACCCAAGCUGGCUGACUUUUUUUUUUU
Zea mays is the source of this 1194-nucleotide messenger RNA. RefSeq lists its product as uncharacterized. The record is from RefSeq and is marked predicted. The coding region runs from base 158 to 1039 and encodes 293 amino acids. Gene Ontology annotation, cellular component: Mpp10 complex; nucleolus; small-subunit processome. Gene Ontology annotation, biological process: rRNA processing. Lineage: Eukaryota; Viridiplantae; Streptophyta; Magnoliopsida; Poales; Poaceae. Gene Ontology annotation, molecular function: rRNA primary transcript binding; snoRNA binding. The transcript has 9 exons.